CUUUAAAGUAAUGCAGGAAAAACCUGAAUUCUUUAUAAACAAUGUCGCGAUGAUUUGACCUCCGUUGAAUAUUUCAAACAGAGAUAUUCCGUUUAUUAAUGUUAUUACAAACCCUGUGGCCGUAUACUACUCGAACUUUAUAAUAAGUAACACCAGUAUCUCGAACAGUCGGAUACGGAAGUUGUGACCUCGCACGACACUCCCUAGCAUUGCGCUAAUACAACUAGAGGAGGAAUUCCAGCUCGCUGCCUGUACCAAAGGCUAGCGUAUUUCGUUGUUAUUGAUUGCACUUGCACUCCCGGAUAAUGGGGAUAAGAGCAGCCGUGCUGUGAGGGGGUGCGAUGGAGAAGUCGGGCCGGGUGUGGGGCGUGGCGGGGCGCUGCCUCCUGGCCGCGGGGUCCUGGUCGUGGGGCGUCUGCCGCGUGUGCCUGAUGGCGCUCAUCCUGACCUUCCACCUGCAGGGCGGGGUCCUGCUGCUGGGGCUCAUCCUGGUGUCGGUCGCCGGGAUACUCUACAAGUUCCAGGACGUCCUGCUCUACUUCCCCGAGCAGCCGCCCUCGUCCCGGCUGUACGUGCCCAUGCCCACGGGCAUCCCGCACGAGAACGUCUUCAUCCGCGCCAAGGACGGCGUGCGCCUCAACCUGCUGCUGCUGCGGCACGCCGGCGAGGGCCCCGCCCCCGGCUCCGGCCCCACCAUCAUCUAUUUCCACGGCAACGCGGGGAACAUCGGGCACCGCGUGCCCAACGCGCUGCUCAUGCUGGUGAACCUGAAGGCCAACGUGGCGCUGCUGGACUACCGCGGCUACGGCAAGAGCGAGGGCGAGCCGGGCGAGGAGGGGCUGCAGCUGGACGCCCAGGCGGCGCUGGACUUCGUCUGCGCCCGGCCCGACCUGGACCGGGGCCGCGUGGUGCUGUUCGGCCGCUCGCUGGGCGGCGCCGUGGCGGUGCGCCUGGCCGCCGAGAACCCGCACCGCGUGGCGGCCGUGGUGCUGGAGAACACCUUCCUCAGCAUCCCGCACAUGGCCGCCACGCUCUUCUCCUUCCUGCCCGUGCGCUACCUGCCGCUCUGGUGCUACAAGAACAAGUUCCUGUCGUACCGCCGCGUGGCGCAGUGCCGCAUGCCCACGCUCUUCGUCUCGGGCCUGUCGGACCAGCUCAUCCCGCCCGUCAUGAUGAAGCAGCUCUACGAGCUGUCGCCGUCGCGGACUAAGCGCAUGGCCGUCUUCCCCGACGGCACGCACAACGACACCUGGCAGUGCCAGGGCUACUUCCCCGCCCUCGAGCAGUUCGUCAAGAACCUGAGCAAGAGCCACGCCCACGAGGAGCCCGCCCAGGGCGGGGCCAGCGUCACCAUCAUUUAAGCGUGCAAAUCCGCAUCCUGGCCAGCAGGUGGCGGCAAAUUAACCGAAUGUACAAAUUGUUUUCUCUCCGUUUGAUUUUGUAUAGUUUUAUAUGUGUAAUGUCAUCAAUAAAAAAUAAAUGCUAGGGAGGUGGAGAAGGUAGAGCUGCUCUUACCAGUCACUUUAUCUCUAAGCGCUAUGAGUGCAUGGUUUUCUGCUUCAGUUAUUCUUCAGUUAUUAUUAUUAUUAUUAUGUUCUGCUUCACGUGGCCGGUUGGCAUCUCAAAGCUCUUUUUAAGACUUUGCCAUGUAAGCUGUACCGCGCUUCAUCUGAAAGUCUGGCGGUACGGCGGUGUCACUUUAAAGCGAUGUCAUCAUGCGCUGGGGACAGGGACUAGUGAGAGAAAACAGGAGCCAGCUUAUUCCACUGCUCCAGCCUGGCGGACGAUAGCAGUCCUGUCCUGUCCGACGGUCUGUGUGCCGCAGGGACUGAUCUGGCCCCGUUCUGCAGAGCCGGCGGUGAUGGACGUGUCCUGUGCGUUAAAUCUGCAGACACUGACAGCCCCACACAGCCUCUGCUGAAAAUUAGACUCUUCUGUAGAGAGAACUCACAAACUGGGCGAACAGAGAACACCGCUGUGUUUAGUACACUAUUAAUAAGGUUAGUGACUAAAAUUCUGACUUACGUUAAUGAGUAAAACGCCCUAGCAUCGCUUUGUAAUGCUGUAAUUUGUGGGCAUUUAGAAAUGUUAAUUCUUCUUUUUUUUCCUGUUUUAUUUCUUUUUUUAAGCGGCAUUGCCUUGUGUGCUUUUUGAGAGAGCCUGACCGUGCUGAAAUGACGUUUGAGGCCGAGCUAAUUUAAUGCCUGCAUGGCUUCCAGGGAACACGACCAUCAUGUGAACGCAGUAGAUUAAUACUGUUUCCUGCAGGCGGUAUUUUGGUUGGGUAAUUUUCGAUAGCACGGCCUUCCUCAUCAAGCCGAAGUUCAGUUAGUGAUACAACAGUUUAAAGAGAUCUUCAGUCCCCAGCUCAGAGGUCUGCAGAUGCAACCUGCCAGUCACAGACCCUGCACUCUCAUUGGCCUCCGGUACACACAGACUCAGAACGAACACGAUGGCUGAGCAGCUAGCCAAUCAGCUGAUCUCAGGGUGAAGAGUGUGUGGCUGUGUGUACUCGAUUGUCUCUCUGUGUGUGUAGGCUACAGUUGGCUUCGGUUGGAUAAACUGGACUGUGUUAAGGUUACAUCACCGCCUUCUGUACAAAAGGAAAAAAAAAAAGACUACUGGUUAAAUGGGCAUUAUUAUUCAAUACACAUAGCAUAGUAAGGUACCUGCUAGGAAGGUGUGCCAUUAAAUGCAGUCCAUUGAAAAUAGCCACUGAAAAUGUGCAAUAGUAUAAAAUAUAUUUCCCUGUACCUGGAGAGCGAAUGGCCAGGAUUCCUUCACCAUUUGUGCUUAACUUUAUCUCAGAGCUCUGUGCAAAUGUAACGGUUUUUUUAAUUAAUUUUUUUAUUUGUGUCCUCCCAGACAGUUUGACAAGUUCAGCCGUCAAAUGCAAUUAAUGUAAUAUUUUGCCUUCGCACUGGGGGGAGGGGGGACGGGAACGUGGUACAUUUAUCCGUCAUUUAAUAUAAUAGACGAAUGUUGAUUGAAUCCAGAGUCUUUGUCCUCCAUAUUUGAUCACUUGUAAAAAUCCAUUAUUAAUAUUGUGUAUGUUGGGGGAUGGUGUGGUGGGGGGGGGGUGUUGGUGGUGUUGACAAAUCCAUUCAUCUCCAUAAUUGUUGUGUGGUAUUUAUGGUAAGGUCUAACGUGUGGGUUUUACACACUGGACAUAUAUGCUAUAUGAUGGAAACGUGUAUUGAUUUUGAAGGCCUAAUGUAUAGGUUAAUGCAUUGCCGACUGGUUCGGUAUCACCUAUAUGUAUUGAAGCCAGUGCAAAUAGCAUUGGCUCUAAUGGGAUCUUAACUGGGGCUUAAAUAGCCAUAUGAGGACAUGGUUUUGUGAUAGUUAUUUGUAAGCUUAGCGAGGGAACAGGAUACAAGUCUGUCAGUAUCUGUAGGCUUAGAGAGGGGACAGAUUGCAAGUCUGUCAGUAUAUGUAGGCUUAAAUAGAGAACAGGAUACAAGUCUGGCAGUAUCUAUAAGCUUAGAGAGGAACAAAAUGCAAACCUGGCAGUAUCUGUAGUCUUAAAUAGGGAACAGGAUACAGGUCUGGCAGUAUCCGUAGGCUUAAAUAGAGAACAGGAUACAAGUCUGGCAGUAUCUAUAAGCUUAGAGAGGAACAAAAUGCAAGUUUAGCCGUAUGUAAUCUUAAAUAGGGAACAGGAUACAAGUUUGGCAGUAUGUAGGCUUACAUAGUGAACAGGAUACAAGUCUGUCAGUAUCUGUAGGCUUAAAUAGAGAACAGGAUACAAGUCUGGCAGUAUCUAUAAGCUUAGAGAGGAACAAAAUGCAAAUCUUGGAGUAUCUGUAGUAUUGAAUAGGGAACAGGAUACAACUGGCAGUAUGUAGGCUUAAAUAGGGAACAGGAUACAAGUCUGGCAGUAUGUAGGCAUAGAGGGGGCACUGGCCCCUGUUUCUUAAGCAGUUCAGCUCCAAUGCAAUAGUGUUUUUCAUUCACACUUUUUAUUUGGCUGCUCCACCGCUGCGUUAACUUGUUUUUAUCCGUUUUGGUUGUUUUAAGACUUCUUAUGUGAGUGACCACAGGGUCAUUAAUUUAAGUGCUCUGUACUACGUUUCUGACCAGAAUGUUCAUUCCUGCUAAAAAUCCAAACGCACAUCACACAACAUGGGUUGGUUAAUGGAUCAGUUUUCUUUCAUUCAUUCAUUCAUUCAUUCAUUUAUUUAUUUAUUUUAUUGUUUUUAAAAUGUUAUUAUAAAAAAAGGUAAACUAUAAUGUAGCCAUAUUAAAAUGGCUUAAAUAAUUAUAGAAUUUUUCUAAAUGAUUUUAAAAUUAAUUUUGAAUGCAGAGAAGCCUUUGACAUUCGUCAGCUUGACCACGGACACACAGAGCUGUGUGUGUGACAGAGUCGUUUGAGUGUGUCUGUGGCUCUCCGUUUCUGUACCGAAGGGUUUGAAUCAUGCACCACUGUGUAAUGUGCACUAACCAUGGCAUUUCACCACACUGUUGCAUAGCUGCGUGAGGUUUUUCUAUAUUAAAAAAAAAUAAAAAAUCUUUUUUAAAUACACAAUCACACUUUAUAUUUUCUGAACUGUUACAUGCAAUAAACAGAACUAAAGCUUC
This is a messenger RNA of Anguilla anguilla (European eel), 4581 nucleotides long. It is a transcript of the gene abhd13, whose product is annotated as abhydrolase domain containing 13. The record is from RefSeq and is a predicted model, not a curated record. The coding region runs from base 342 to 1361 and encodes 339 amino acids. The transcript is spliced from 2 exons. Gene Ontology annotation, cellular component: membrane. Gene Ontology annotation, molecular function: palmitoyl-(protein) hydrolase activity. Lineage: Eukaryota; Metazoa; Chordata; Actinopteri; Anguilliformes; Anguillidae.